AUGAGAUCAUCCACUCUUCUCCCCGGCGUGGCCUUGCUGACCACUUUGGCCUCAACCACUUUGGCCUCUCACAUCUCCCCCGCUCCCUUCGCCGACCUGCUGGCUAAGCGCGAACACACCAAGAAUGGCAACGACCCCCUCAUGGUAGACCUUGGCUACUCGCAGUACCGCGGCACGUUCAACUCUUCCACCAACAUUGACUCUUGGAAGGGCAUCCGCUUCGCCGCUGCCCCCACUGGGGAUCUUCGUUGGCAAUCUCCUCAGCCUCCUGCACUUGACCGAAGUCAGGUUAUGGAGGCUAACCGGUAUGGCUCGCAGUGUCCGCAGAGCCCCUUUGGUAAUCCGCAGUUCGAGACGAGUGAAGAGUAUGCAGGUGACGAUGAGGAUGAGGAUUGUUUGUUCCUCAACGUUUUUGCGCCUCACAAUGCUAGCAAUCUGCCGGACAUGGUUUGGAUCCAUGGCGGUGGAUACGGAGCAGGCAACGGCCAAUACGACUUUACCUCGAUCAUCACGGCCAACAAGAACAACUUUAUCGGUGUUGCAAUCCAAUACCGUCUGGGAGCAUUCGGCUUCCUUGCUUCCGACCAACUCAACCGCAAAGGUGUCGUCAAUGCCGGCAUUCUCGAUCAGAACUUGGCACUGCACUGGGUUCAAGCUUACAUCUCCCAGUUCGGUGGUGAUCCUCGCAAGGUGACGCUUGCUGGUGAAUCUGCCGGUGGUGGUUCUGCGAUGAUCCAUGCGCUUGCCCAACGUGGUUCGAUGGGAACCUCGCUGUUUAACAACAUCAUUGCUGCUAGUCCCUACCUCCCCUUCCAGUACGGGUUUAGCGACUUUGAACCUUCGCAGUCCUACUACGCCUUUGCUGCUCAAGCAGGUUGCUUUGAUGGUGUUGCGUACGGCAAGACAAACCAGAGCAUCUUCGAAUGCUUGUUGACGAAGGAUUCCAAGACACUGCAGGAGGCGAAUGUCAAGACUUCAGCAAGUGCUUUCUUUGCCACUUGGCCCUUCCUCCCUGUGACGGAUGGCAAGUAUAUCGUUGAUGUUCCUUCAGCACAGCUGAACAAACGCAAGCUCAACGGAAAGCGUCUUCUUGUUGGUAACAACGGUGCCGAAGGCGCAGUGUUCGUGAUGCGAGACAAGGAUACGGAAGGCAAAGUUCGUCAGUGGCUCACCACGCUCCUUCCCCUAGCAACUGAACAAGACAUUGCAAAGAUCCUUCUCCAGUAUCCCGUCGACACCAACGUCGCCACGCAUUACGCCACUAACGGAUUGGAUCAGCCCAACGCAAACAGCGUCAACCCCGUAGCCCACGGCCAGCAAGCAAGAGCAGACAACAUCUAUGGAGAACUAACCUUCGUCUGCCCGUCCUACUGGAUGUCGGAAGCCUACUCCGGUUCAGGUCGGCAAUCCUAUCGAUACCAGUACUCGGUCGUUCCGGCUCUGCAUGGAAACGAUGUUGUAGCAUACUUCGGUCCUCCUUCGGCGGUCCAGUCUGCUCAAUUCGUUAAGGCCUUCCAGAACAUCUAUGGCAACUUCGUUACGAAAGAUAACCCUUCCAUCAGCUCCUCUCUCAUCGAUAACUCCUCCAACCCCAACCCGGCAAACAACUGGCCCCAAUACUCGGCGGAAACGCCUUACCAGAUCAACCUCAACCAAACAGGAGGAACACCAGAACAGAUGCCCUUCCUAGGAACGCAGCUUACCACCUUGACAGGCCAAGGCCUGAGCAACCAUUUCACAAAGGUCAAUGCCCAUACUUGGGAAGGUGGCAGGGCAAGCAGGUGCGAUUUUUGGAGAUCCAUUGCCAACAUCCUACCCAGUUAG
Molecule: messenger RNA, 1824 nt
Organism: Ustilago hordei
Lineage: Eukaryota; Fungi; Basidiomycota; Ustilaginomycetes; Ustilaginales; Ustilaginaceae
Exons: 2
Coding region: 1-1824 (607 amino acids)
Source: RefSeq, a predicted model, not a curated record